Vicia villosa (hairy vetch) is the source of this 369-nucleotide messenger RNA. RefSeq lists its product as uncharacterized. Bases 1 to 369 code for a protein of 122 amino acids. Lineage: Eukaryota; Viridiplantae; Streptophyta; Magnoliopsida; Fabales; Fabaceae. The transcript has a single exon. The record is from RefSeq and is a predicted model, not a curated record.
AUGGAUGUUGAAAAUUGCAACUGUUUAGGCUCAAGAAAUAACUGCAUUUGGUCAAAUUAUGAGAGAAUUGGGUAUGACCCUAUUGUACGUGUCAAUGAAUUUAUGAGCAAAAUAAAGAUAGCAAGGUUGAAAACACUAUGGAGGAAGAUCAAGAGAGAAAUAAAGAGGAGAAUUUUGAAACCAUCUUCACCUGUGUUUCUAUAUGAUUCUAGCUCUUACUUACAAAAUUUUGAUGAUGGUUAUUCUAAUGAUGAUGAUUUUUCAAGGUCAUUCUCAGCUCGAUUCGCAACACCAUCCUCCAAGAUUCUUAAAAAGAAUAAUGCAGUGAUGGAUGAUGAAGAAAUAAUGGAUACAAUCAAUGAAAGCUAG